CAUUUAUCACGGCCGUGACAAUAGGCGUUACAUACAUGCCCUACCUGCCGUACACACCCCGUCACGUCGAUACAUAAACACAGCCUGUAUCCAGGCUCCGCACACACCUAUUACAACCCUAUUUACCUCAUGAACCAAUUAAUUUGACCGGUCCGUUAAGAUUUCGAUAUGGUGAAGGGGUCAAGUUUCCACUAGCGUUAGAGAUACACUGUAGCUGUCGGUACACGGACGUGGAAAAUGUCGACGUUGGUCAAACAUGGCUAAAGUUAUCUAAAAUUGUAAUUAAUAAUAAAUAAGAGAAGAUUAAUUCGUAUACAUUGAAAAGAUGGCCGGUGCAUUUUCUGUAUUCGGAUUGAAAAUGUCAGCUGUAAAAUUGGACCGGAGGUGUUAUUGCAAUGCUGCGUUGUUGGUCGUGUUGACUUUGGUGAAGGAGCCUACCACAGUUCAGGGCCAGAACACGACAUUGGUUGCUACCAGCACUGCAGCCUACUUCAUGUCAGAGGGUUACCCGACCAUGUACUCAAAUAACGUGACUUACACGUGGUUACUGGAGUCGAAUGAGGUCAACGAGGUAGUGAAAGUCGAGGUGGUUGAUUGUCAACUGGAAUACAUCAACGCCAAAGUACCCGUAUGUCAACUGGAUACCCUCACCAUAUACGACGGUGCCUACGAGAACGCCACUCAGCUUUACUCUUCGUGCUGCAUAACUUCGGUGCCUGCUAUGAACAGCUCGGGGACGUCUCUACUGAUCAAGUUCUACACCGACUCUACAGUGGUGGCCCGGGGUUUUCGCAUCAAAUUCUACAACAGCGCAGCCAUGGACGAAACAUCUUUGGCUGCAGCUAGUGGCCUUUUCAUCGCUAUUGGAAUCGUUGUCGUCCUGGUUGUCGGUGGCGCUUUUCUCAGUGCAUAUUUCAUCUACCGUUUCAAAUGUCAAGACGGAAACAAGCUCCGGAUCAACCCACUUGGAGAGGAGGGGCAACCUGGGUGUCAGGAGGCUGAUAAUGGAGUAAACAAUCCCGCUCUAUCAGAAUACGAGAAACGCCCUCUCGACGGACCAGGGUGUUCGGCCCCAACCCCAAAGGCUUGGACUGAGACGGGAGGUAUGGAGGACCCGAGCAUGGAAAAUAUGGAGAGGAAUGUCUUUGUCAAAGAGAAGUUUCCGGCAGCCCCACAACAGCCGAACACUUUACCUCCUCAUACAAACUCAACGUUGCCGUCGACCAAUGAGUUGUCAGCAGGAAGCCCUGAAAGAAGUCUGAGUCCAGUCGGGUAAACAGGAGUUUUCUCGAAAACUUAGUGUAACUGUGUUACUUGAUUCACGACAUCCUAGACCGUGAAGACUUUACUCCCUUAAGUGUGUAAAUAAGUAUGAUUAUCAAACCACGACCUUGCAUGACCAUCAUGGGCGUCAGUUUAUGGGAAGUCCUCUAGCGAUGUGAUUACUGUAGAAUAACCUAACACUAACAUAUGAAAAGUAAGCCUUGCCUAUCAGACAGGGAAACGGGUUUUCUUCGGUUUGACGGUUGCAGAAUAGUCAUUCUACUGUUAAACAGCAAAAUCAUUACAACAAAAUGUAUGAUACGUUUAUUUUAAUUUGGUUAAUAUCUACUAAAUCAAUAAGAAGAUUUCCAUAAAACCCUUGAAAUGUACAUGGAGAAGAAGGCCAGGUAUUCCAAAAUGGUCAUCGACAGAACCCGCCAUGUAAGUUCAGAUCAAAUCCAAGUAAAAUCCCGUCCACAUAGCGAGAACAGGGAAGUGCCAAAAAAUUAGGAUGUUAAAAACAUCGACGUUCCCAUCACGGAAAGAAAAAAUCGUAUUUCCAAAUGUGAUCGUGAUGACGACAAUAAAACUUUGCAUUUUCUUCAACCGAUGUCAUUACAGAAAAUGGACUAUCAAAAUCAACUUAGGGAAUACAGUUUUUUUAAUCCUCUUUCAGUUGCAUGAGAUCAUGAAAAUCAUUCAUGUGACCGACUUUUAAGCGCAAUAUUUACCUCCAGAUUAACGCAUAUCAGAUUCAAUCAAAAGCAAAACAAUUUAAAGCAUAAUUUAGCUUUGUCAAAGUUUCAACCGGAAUAACUGCAUUCACAAGUUGAAGAUAUUGGCCUUGAUUAUUAAGGCCAAGAGAAAUAUUUUUGAUAGGUAAUUUAUCAAAGUAUGUUUUUGUAUUUAACUCAUACCAAACUGGGCGCUGAUAUAAAUAUAUGGUUGAAAAUAUUUUCAGAGCACAAUUUGCGAAAAGAACAACAAUGGCCAAAAUAAAAUAUACUGAGAAUAAAAUUGUGAGAUCGAUUUAGUCUCAGCUUGACAAUAUCAUUGUUGGGUUCCGAGGCACGAUGUUCUAGAAGACUUUAGGCAUUUGUAUGGGAACAAAAUGUGCCCUCUUCUAGUUCAUUAUUUUCAAAAAGGCUGAAUUCAUAGAUGAUCUUAUCAGGAAUGGUAACCUAGUCAAACCCUUCGAUUUCAUAUUCUGAUACAUCGACGUUACAGUAACAUCCUUGAUUCUACGUACGGGUUUUACAUGUCACAGUUGAUUAUGUAUUCAAUAGCUUGAUCUGAGUAUCCUCAUUUUUAUAAUGUUCGAUUGUUGUCACUGCCCGGGUUCUCGAUGUGAGGACGUGACAUUUUUUGGAAUUGACCUAGAUUACCUGGCGGGUGUCGUCGAUGAGGCUGAAAACGCUUACCCUUCUGGAACACCUGUUCCCCGGGUAGUGCUUCCAAUGGUCUUUAUGUUAAUCUUUCUUUAUUGUUUCAUUGAUUUUGAGUUCGAAUCAUAGUUUUGGUGACAAUUCAAUAUUUUGUUGUUGUUUUUCAUACAGGACAAAUGUUGCCUUCGCAAAGUGCAAAUUGACCAACCUUUAAAGUUGGCCAGCAUGGCUAAGUAUCAUUCAAGUCCAAUUUGAACCAUAUACCAAUUUAUACAACUUGCGGUUUGGUUAAAAUCGCGUUGAGUGACCUUCCAAGUGUGCAAUGUAUAGUAGAAAUUCUCAUUUUGUUCAGAGACAAAAUCAAGAUUGCCAAGGUCUUGUAUCGUGCAAUUUAAACCGAACAUUUAAAUAUGAAUAUAUGCAAGCCCAUGAUUUUCAACGACAAUAUUUGUAUUUAUAAUAUUUUGGUACAAAUAACUUCCAUUGCAUGACAAAUCACAAUAGGGGAAUUAAGGUCAAACAAUUCCCAUUAAUAUUUAUUAACACAAACGUAAUUUUUCUUCCCUCCAAAGGAAGAAUGGUGUGAUAUGGAAUUUUCAGUAUAAUGAAAAAGAAAAAAAAUACGACUGUCUAAUUUCUAUUUCGUUGUGCAAAAACGGUUACUUUACGACAGCGUGUUUUUUCUAUUUCAUUUAGAAAUUGGAUAAAACCUAUGAACAAAAAAUAGUUCGUUGUUCAAAUCUUGGAAUCACUCCAAAAUGGCAUGAGAUGGGUUUUUUAGCAUUGAGUUAGACAUAUAAAUUGCCAAGGUAUCCAACAAAUGAAUUUUCCAGGAAGUUGUGAAUGCAUAGAAAAGAAAAUGAAAUGGUUUUAGACUUAUUCAUUUUAAGAAUGCAAACUGCAGAAAUGGGCAAAUCCUUCAAUUUGUACUUUUACAUAUCUCCAAUUUAGCGCCUGCUGGACAAUUUGAACAUUGUAUUGAUUUAGUGUUAACUUAUACCUAAUAUAAUCAGUGUUACACGAGAGGAAUAAUAUACUUUAGUUUGCAUUUUAUAUAGUUUUAACAUACCAUAAUAUAUGUUACACAUGAGAUAUACAUACAUUAUACUUUAGUUUGUAUCGCUACAGUUUCCACUCGCCAUACUCUUCAUCACACAUAGAUACAUUAUAGUUUAGUUAGUAUUGUUUUAGUUCCACCCUACAGCGUAUAAUACUAAAUGCUUCACAUAACGUAAAUAAUACCUAAGUUUGUAUUGCUAUCUUCUUAACUUCAAAUACAAAAUUUUCCAUAGAGAUUCAUUUAGAAAUCACAAUUCAAUGAUGGUUAGUCAUUAUGGAAAAAAAGAAAGAAAAAAAGAUAAAAAAACACAUUUUUCCCAAGGCUGAUUUUGGUUGACUUUUCUUCCGUACAUAAUCAAGAUAUCUAUAAAAGUUAUAAAAGAAAAUAAAGAUAUGUGAUGUUUGGGCAAAUCUUUGAGUAAGAUGACUGGACUAAAGACUUUUGUGUUCAGCUUUCACAUUAUUAGUUUUUAGCCAAUAAUGUGAAAAACUGAACACAAUGUGAAUACACUUUUUCCAUGAUAUUUUGUUAGAGGAUAGGUAAAACAGAAAUCUGUCCCCCGUUUCUUCUGGGACAAAUGACCCUCGGGGUAAUUGUAUCGUAGAACGGUGUUUGUUCGUGUUCAGUGUGUUGUUGGUAUUAUAUUGUGUACAUGUAUGCCUGAAUAAACACAAAUAUAA
This is a messenger RNA of Mizuhopecten yessoensis (Yesso scallop), 4388 nucleotides long. RefSeq lists its product as uncharacterized. The record is from RefSeq and is a predicted model, not a curated record. Bases 326 to 1276 code for a protein of 316 amino acids. Lineage: Eukaryota; Metazoa; Mollusca; Bivalvia; Pectinida; Pectinidae. The transcript has 6 exons.